AUGGAGGUGGUGUGGAUCAGUCAACUGACCAGGGCCAAUUAUGUCACCACCCACUUGUACAAUGGCCAGGAGAGCCAUAUACCGUAUAAGAAGGGCGAGAUAAGCGAGUUUGACAACCACACGUUUAUGGAUACCACCCCGUUAGCGUCGUCGGUGACUUACUCGCCGCGAGCAAUGCUAGUGGACUUUCGGGACAACUGGGGGCUGUUGAACAAGUUUGAGUACUUUGACAGAGGCGACGGCAGCGAUGUGGUGGCGGUGGGAUCAACUCCCGACCAUUUCCGACGCCAUUUCCCCGAGAAACACCCGUACCAAGUAUCGCUUGAUCAGGGCACUACCACCGAAGGCAAGCUUAAUCUGGGCAAUGUGAAAUAUUGGCUGGACUUCAAUAAGCUUAUUUAUAACCCUCGCCAGUUGAUAUCUGUCCCCGAUUACGUGAGUGACCCGGAACGGCCCGGAAGAGGUAUCCACCGUUAUUUCGCCAAAAACCGGUUUGACGCCUACCAUAAGGGAGUGGAGCAAUACCAACAGACUCGUGACGAUGCCGACGACGCGUUCCGCCACAUGCUUGAGCUGUGUGACUCGUUUCAAGGGCUCCAAGUGGCGCUGGAGGUCGAUCUGAGUUGGGGCGGGUUUACGCUGGCCCUAACCACCGAUGUCGUCGACGAAUACUUUAACAAUAAUAAUAAGGUGACGUUGUGGACGUGGGACAUGCUGCUGUCUGAUUUGAGGCUUGAUCCAUUGACUAGAAUACUGAAGAUCAGACUGGCAGUGGAACAUAUUCUGGUCAGUUCGCUUGUGUUUAGAGUCGAACCGCACUGGAAAUUGGAGCAAUUGGGAGCGGCGUUUGACCCGCAAAGUCUCUGGCACUCGUCGGCCAUAGUGCUGGCGUGGAUCAAUGGUAUUUGGGGGGUAAUCAAUAAGCUGCUGCGACCAACGCUGAUGCUGAAUCUAGAGGAUGCCGUGACCAAGGGGACCAAGAGAAACGUCAUUAAUCGCCUAGCGAUGGAUAUACUGAAGGAAACUGAGUCUAAUACUGGUGGUGUUGACCUAAAUGGCUUAUCUUCCAUGCCGAUGGAUGUGGACCUUUCGACGUUUACUGCUGCUCCCGUGGCAGAGAAUAAAGCCACACUGACAACCGUCGAACUAGGGAUCAAUCAGGGUAAGGCGAAGACGGUGUACUCGUCUAAUUAUAUCAAUAAUGAUGUGGAAGGAGCCAAUUGUUAUACUCACCCAAACCUCAAUGAAAUGACGAAAAUUGACUCAUUUCCUCAAGGUGUCUUAUCACUGAUCAAUUGGCUUGAGUUUUCCCUGACGCUGGAGCUUUCCGUAGGUCUAAAACAAGACCGGGUUUUCCUUCAGAGGUCACGUGGGUACCCUGGCAUCGAUCUUGAAGUUGACGAUACCGGUGAGCUUAUCGAACAAUUACUGGCAAUCAUCGACGAAUACAGCGACGGCAAUGACGACAGCGACGACGACUGGGAUGACUAA
Messenger RNA from Diutina rugosa, 1491 nucleotides. RefSeq lists its product as uncharacterized. Gene Ontology annotation, cellular component: cytoplasm. The record is from RefSeq and is a predicted model, not a curated record. The coding region runs from base 1 to 1491 and encodes 496 amino acids. NCBI's taxonomy places the organism in Eukaryota, Fungi, Ascomycota, Pichiomycetes, Serinales, Debaryomycetaceae. The transcript has a single exon. Gene Ontology annotation, biological process: mitochondrion distribution.